GCCUGCAUGUGCCUGGCAACUGUUACCUAGUGACAGUUUCAGCUGCAGUAGCCAUUGGCUGUGCUGUGGAUUGGGGCAGGAGGACCGAGUCACCUUUCUGAUGGUGAGUUCUUCUGCAUUAGCUCCUGAUGAGGAGGAGGAGCAGGGCUCAGACUCAGGUGGAGGCAGCGGUACAGAAAGCUUGUGGAGAAUACACUGACAGCAUCUUGGGAUCUGCAUGCAUACAUCACAGUAAAUCAGACUUCAGAAUCAAGCAGCCCAGCCUUGAAGCUGAUAGAGUGGAUAUAGGUGAGAAGCACUGCCUUAUUCCUAUAGCAAGAGAACUAUUUUGUGAUAAGUGAAACUGGAAAUGCACAAGGAAGAAUAUCCUGUGAUUAUUAUAGAAGAAAAAGGACUUCUCUGAAUGACUUGGUGUGGUGCACGAGAAAAUAACUUUCAGAAGAAUGCUUUCUGUUAAGCUGCUGCAUUGUUCCUAAAGGAAAUGCUUUUAUUUCUAAUGCAUGCUAUUUCUUCAAAAGGUAUGACAACAAAGACUGGCAAGAGACUCUUUGAUGAAAUGCCUAUGCUCUAUAAAAGACUUUUGAUUAAUGUUAACCUCGUAUCAAAAUGACCUUGGAAGUCUUUUGGUUGGAUUCUAUCCUGCUAGCAUUUCAGUAUUUCAAACUCUAGGAUUAAAACUCAUGUGGUUUCUUUAGAAGUAUUUUAAGACAAGACCAUCAUAUAAUGUAUCUAAUAGCCCCUGUAUUCAUUGAGCACUUGCUCAAAAUAGAAUGCAGAAAUAGAAGAGGUAUUUUUUUAACAUAUGGCUGCUAUAUAAAUGCAAAUAUAACAACCAAGGUGAUUUUAUACUUUCAGAAGAUUUAUUAAAAUAAUUAUUUAAUAUGUUAAUCAUCUACUGAAAACAAAAAAGAAACAAGCUGUGAAGCCUAUAAGAAAUACCAAAGUAAUGAAUAAAGGCAGGAUUUCUAGUCAAAUAAAUUGUUUAAAGUGAAUAGGAGAAUUUCUAUUAUUGUUUUUAUUUUAUAUCUAUUUACAUGCAUAUGUGAGAUACAGGUGUGGUUGUAAAAGUGGGAAAUUUUAGAGCUAUAUAUUUUAUAAUCAUACUGUAUUUAUAAAGAAGUAGCAUACCAUAUAAAGUUAUUUUCAGUUAUUGGUGCUGAAUUGAUAGUAGUGGGGACUCAUUUUCCUUUGGAAAAGAAAGAAAUAUAAAUUUUAUUAUUCAUCAUCAUGUCAGUAACUGUAAUGGACUACAGUUCUUUUCAACUUUUUCUGAAAUCUUUUAAAAAAUGCAUGUAGAAUAAAAACUUUAGAAGUUAGUGUUUUGUUUUUUGUCAGGUGUUAACCCUUUACAUUUGAUUUUUCUUCCUGGAAAUAUACUUUUUUCUCAUGAACGUUAUAGGACAGUUUGGAGUUUAUUUUUUUCCUCUGUCCUUCUCCUUUGUGCCCAAAUAAAGAUGACUCUUUUGGAAUUAUUAACCUUGAUAAGAGAGUGAAGGAGUGUUACUUAGCUUUAUAAAUAAGUAAAAGAGUAUCCCAACAGCAUCUAACCCUGAAUUGAGCCCCAAAGACACUAUGCCACAGAAAAAUUUUUUUCUUAGCUUUCCAGCCAUAUUUAUAGUCUUAAAUUCUCAAGUAAGGAUCCAUUUAUCAUAAAAAGUGAAACAAAACUAGAAGCAAUUUAAGACUUUUUCCUCUUUUUUUCCCAUAGUUAAUCCCUAAGAAACUACCUUUCGAGGUGAACAGCCCCACAGAAGCUUUUCUUUCCAUUGCAAUAGAUUUUCCUUUUACAGAUUUAAUUUUUUAUAGUACAAAGUAAUAAGAAAUCAGUUUUCUCUAGAAGUGCCUUGUGUCUGCAAAAAUUUGUCUGGGAAUACUAGAGGAAGAUACAGUGACCUUUUUUCACCUCCUUUCUAGCUUUUCCCCUCAUUUCCCACCAAGCUAAGGUGUGUCAUUGGCGCCCUGUGGUUGAUGAAAAGACUUGAGUCCUUCCUCCUCGGGGUUCUCAGACAGUCUUGACACUGUCUCCUGCAACUCAUUGGGAGACGCUAGUAUGCAGCAUCUGACAGAUGCCUGGUAGGGCAACUGCUGGCUGUAGCCACACUGAAGGUCCCUUGACCCCCAAGCCAUGAAUGCCUCCAGGUGGGCAGGAGGGAAGACCCUAAACUCCAGCAGUGGCAUCCUGAAUAUGUCUGAGCGGCAUGCCUGCCCUCUUGGGUUUGGCUACUACAGCACAGUAGAUGUCUGCAUCUUUGAGACAGUUGUCAUCGUCCUGCUGACAUUUCUCAUCAUCGCGGGAAAUUUAACUGUCAUCUUUGUUUUCCACUGUGCUCCUCUCUUGCACCAUUACACUACCAGCUACUUCAUCCAGACCAUGGCCUAUGCUGACCUCUUUGUUGGAGUGAGCUGUCUGGUCCCCACUCUGUCCCUUCUUCACUACUCCACAGGUGUGCACGAGUCACUGACCUGCCAGGUGUUUGGAUAUAUCAUCUCCGUGCUAAAAAGCGUCUCGAUGGCCUGUCUCGCUUGCAUAAGUGUGGAUCGCUAUCUUGCAAUAACCAAGCCUCUCUCCUACAAUCAACUGGUCACUCCUUGUCGCCUGAGGAUUUGUAUCACCCUAAUCUGGAUCUACUCCUGUCUAAUUUUCUUGCCUUCCUUCUUCGGCUGGGGGAAACCUGGUUACCAUGGUGACAUUUUUGAAUGGUGUGCCACAUCUUGGCUAACCAGUGCCUAUUUCACUGGCUUUAUUGUCUGUUUACUUUAUGCUCCUGCUGCCUUGGUUGUUUGCUUCACCUACUUCCACAUUUUCAAAAUUUGCCGGCAGCACACCAAAGAGAUUAAUGACCGCAGGGCCCGGUUCCCAAGCCAUGAGGUGAAUGCCUCUGGAGAGACAGGACAUAGCCCAGACCGACGCUACGCCAUGGUUUUGUUCCGGAUCACCAGCGUCUUUUACAUGCUGUGGCUCCCCUAUAUCAUAUAUUUUCUUCUUGAAAGCUCCCGAGUCUUGGACAGCCCAACAUUGUCCUUCCUAACUACCUGGCUGGCUAUUAGUAAUAGUUUCUGUAAUUGUGUGAUAUACAGUCUUUCCAACAGUGUUUUCCGGCUAGGCCUCCGUAGGCUGUCCAAAACAAUGUGCACAUCUUGCAUGUGUGAGAGGGACCAGGAAGCACGAGACCACAAGCCUCAGAAGCGGGCUAAUUCCUGCUCCAUUUGAAGAGAACUUCACAAUAAAUCAAAUAUAGCCUGACAGUGAUUCUGGGUCAUUUUCUUGAUUCAUUUAGGUUCUUGUCGCUAGAGAAAUAUUACUUGAAUGACCAUGAAGUGAAGUAACUAAAGGUCCUUCGCCCCUUCAAGGAAAAUAAAACUAAAUAAAUGAAUGUAUGAGAGAGUAACUUUAUGAAAUAAUUAUAUGGUGUGAUUGUAAAGGUAUAGAAGUAGAAAACAUUAAGUACUGAAGAUGAAAAGUAUCUCAGAUCUUCAUAGAACCUGAACUAAGCUCCUCUGUGUCUGUCUUUCCAUCUAAUUGAAAUGUUUCCUCUGCCCUUCUCUGUCUUGUUUACUCUUUGUGUGUUUAUACAAGUUAUUACUUAAAUUGCCCUUUCUAGAAAAAUGCUACAUAUCAUAUAUGUGGCAGAGUAUAAUCUUUUGCAUCAAAGUGUACUUUAAACAAGCUAACCUGCAAUUCAUGUUAUCUCUCUGUGGAGAGUGUAUAGUGAUACUUAUAUUUUAUUACCUGCCCCACAACCCUUUUGCUUAGGAUUUAUAAUCUCCACAGUAUACUUUUUCUGCACUGAACAAAAGGAAACAGUGUUUUCUGAUUUUCUUCCUCCUCUCUUCCCGAAAACUUACUGUUUUCCCCACUUCUUUAUUGUUAUUAAUCUCUUUCCUUUGGUACCCUAAUCCAGAAGUGUCUUAGCUAAUUAAAGAAUCUACUUUAGAAAGCAAUCAUAAAGUUAGAUAGUUGACUUCACCCAAGAGCAACCUAAUCUGUUUGGGAGAUUGUUAAAUAUUUUAAUUGCUUUUAGAAACAUUUUAUCUGGUUCCUUUUAAAUUGGUUCAUGUGUCCAAAGUGAUGUCUGUUUUCUUGUUUUGUUUAUUUUUUGUCUUUCUUUAAACAUAGCUACAAAUAAUUCUUAUGUAGUUGCAGAGUACUUGCCCAGAAGUGAAGCAUUGCACUUAAAAGUAUUUGUGUGUAAUUUUUGUUUUUAAGUAAAAAGUCUACUGUUGUGCCCAGUAAUCAUUUGUGUGAAAUACAUUUAUACACACUUUAUUUCUUAUA
Erinaceus europaeus (western European hedgehog) is the source of this 4276-nucleotide messenger RNA. It is a transcript of the gene GPR52, whose product is annotated as G protein-coupled receptor 52. Gene Ontology annotation, cellular component: membrane. Bases 2126 to 3211 code for a protein of 361 amino acids. Lineage: Eukaryota; Metazoa; Chordata; Mammalia; Eulipotyphla; Erinaceidae. Gene Ontology annotation, biological process: G protein-coupled receptor signaling pathway. Gene Ontology annotation, molecular function: G protein-coupled receptor activity. The record is from RefSeq and is a predicted model, not a curated record. The transcript has a single exon.